This is a messenger RNA of Pseudomyrmex gracilis, 853 nucleotides long. RefSeq names its product zinc finger BED domain-containing protein 4-like. The transcript has a single exon. The annotation marks the transcript as partial. The record is from RefSeq and is a predicted model, not a curated record. Lineage: Eukaryota; Metazoa; Arthropoda; Insecta; Hymenoptera; Formicidae.
AUGUUGCCAUAUUCUACUGUAGAAAGUAAUGCUUUUAAAAGGCUAAACUUUGCAGAUCCAGCUAAACCAAGCAAAUACAAAUUUAAAUCUGAAAACUAUUUUCGCACAACUUUAAUGCCUCCAACUUAUGAUAAAGUAAAAGCAAAAGUUAAUGAUUUGAUUUGUCAAGCUGAAUGGAUCAGUUUUACUACAGAUAUUUGGUCAAAUCCAGCAAAAACUUGUUCAUUAUUAAGUUUCACAGCACAUUUUAUUCUAGGACCUCAAAGAUUAAAAGUGAUUUUGGGUGCUAGUGUUUUAGAAGAAGAUCAUACUGGUUACUAUAUUUCUCAAAAGCUUAUUGAAUUGGUGGAGAGCUACAAUAUUAGGAACAAAAUCCAUAUAGCAAUAAGAGACAAUGCUGCUAACAUGAAUUGCGUCACACGUAUUGCAGAAUUUUCUGCAUUGGGAUGUGUGGCUCAUACCCUGCAGUUAAUAAUACAAGAUGCUAUUUUUUUCCAAGAAGAUGUGGAAAUACUCAUACGAAAAUGUAGAAAGAUUGUGGGACAUUUCAAACGCAGUGAACAAGCAUCUAGAUAUUUGUCCAAAUGUCAAGAGACCACGGGUAUUUCACAGCAUUCGUUAAAACAAGAUAUCGAAACUAGAUGGAACAGCACAUUCCUUAUGUUAGAACGUCUCGUUGAACAAAAAAAUGCCAUCAAACUUUAUAGUAUCGAACGCGGAAAAAUAGAAACUCUUAAUAACGCGGAAUGGGAAUUAUGCAUGAAUAUUGUAAACAUAUUGCAAAGUUUUUAUGAGGCAACUUUAGAUGUAUCUAGCGAUGACGCUUGUGUUUCUUUGAUUAUUCCUAUACAGG